This is a messenger RNA of Morchella sextelata, 1620 nucleotides long. RefSeq lists its product as uncharacterized. Lineage: Eukaryota; Fungi; Ascomycota; Pezizomycetes; Pezizales; Morchellaceae. The coding region runs from base 1 to 1620 and encodes 539 amino acids. The transcript is spliced from 3 exons. The record is from RefSeq and is a predicted model, not a curated record.
AUGGCAGAUCUAAACUAUAAUGUAAAUGUUACUCUAAAACUUAAAAUCCCAAAAGAUAGGGAAGGGGAUCUCACUGUUGUACCACUCACCGGAGGAGACAGAGUACAGUGCGGUACCAUGGAGGUAACAUUGGACAAUGGAGAACCUAUUUUUGUGCCUCUCGCAGAAGUAAAUAACGCACAAUGCGGGUCUGCGGAAAUAUCUUUAAGUGCUGAAGAAUGGGACGCUAUCUUCACUGAAGGAAGCACCAGCUUAGAUACCCCUCCUUCAUCGGGGUCUCGCUCUCGUCAAUCACCAGGAGUAUCAGACGCAACAGAGAGGGAAGACCCUACACAAGUUACCCCCGAUGAAACGAGUAGUGCCUCCCGGGAACCAACUAGUGGGAAUGUUUCACAAGAAAAAGGGAAAGCGCGUGAGGCGCUGGAGGCAACUAUCCCAGCCCAAGAUAAUAUUUCACCAGACUUCAACCCUACACUGUUCUCCAUGGCUCUUGAGGAGGCUGAAUGCGAAUAUGCCCAGUUUAUAGGCUCCGGAAUUAAUUCGUUCGGCAUUGGUGGGUCAGGGGCUCUCGGAUUCCAUGAGGCUGGCAAUGUUCAAGAACCUUCAUCUAUGGAAGAGAAUAAACUACAGGCUAUCCCGGGGUAUGAGUGGCAGAGCGACGAGGAACUCACUCAGCUUCUAGGGGCCGCACUAGAAGAUUCCGAUAGUGGGGACGCAGAACACCCAACAUACGAUUCAGUUCCUGGUCUCGAGGAGGUCCAGACGCCCGAAGCAAACCAAGAAGAGCUCAAUGAGAUAGAGGACUAUGAUUUUGAAGAUGCACCAUUGACUUUGAUAACUGAUCCCAGCAGUUCUGUAGGUGACCAUUAUAUUCUGUCACAGGAGGACUCAACCUGGGAAGCAUACCCAAUCGGUCGGACACCAUCAUUUAGCUCUCUAUUCGGUAACUAUCGGGACAGCCCUGAGAGAGCGUCUCCGCAAGGUAGUUCUCAAAUAGAGAUAUUCGUGCCAUCGCCAGCGCCUGACGGUGAAGCCAGACCUAUCAACUCGCCCGAUCAUGAUUCGGAGAUGGAACUUGACAGUUCCACGGAGUACGACGAGGAUACAUCAGAAGAUGAAGGGAUGGGAGUUGACUAUUCGAACCUCGAGAUAGCUGACGAUGACAUGGAGGAAGAUGAAGAAACUGAACCAGACGCAAAUGAAGACGGAGCAGAAGGUGGGGUUAGUACAGAUGCUGCUACGGGGAGAUGUACUCGGGAGGGAUCUGAAGAAGGGGAAACGUAUGAUUAUUCUUCCGAUACUAGUGAUGAGGAUAUGGACCACUCGGAGGGACCACCCGGCGAUAUGACGCCAGAAAAUGCAACAGAUGAGUCAACAGCAAUGAACAAUUCUUCUCCUGUACCAGAAUCGCCACACCCCAUCAACGCAUAUGUGUCCCCGCCCACCCGUGCACGUGCAGAUAGUGAGACACCACUCUAUCAGCGGAACUCGGUAUACUGGGAGGGACAAGCAAGCACUGCGCACACAGUCUACCCCCAACCAUGGGAAGUGGAAGUUAAUGAACAGGCUAGGAUAUUAGUGUAUAAUGGCCAGAUAUAUCAACUGAUGGAUUACUCUUAG